Brenthis ino (lesser marbled fritillary) is the source of this 204-nucleotide messenger RNA. Lineage: Eukaryota; Metazoa; Arthropoda; Insecta; Lepidoptera; Nymphalidae. The record is from the annotation of a GenBank genome assembly.
AUGCCACGUAGUCUCUACUUCGAUUAUGUCGAAUUAAGCCUGCGUGUGGGUUUUGAUAACGGAGAAUCCAUCUGCCUUGUGGUCCGCGGAAUGGUAUUUAUUUCCCCCUACUGGCCUAUGGAGGCAUUGACCCCGUUCGUGCAUCCCUCCUAUCCGCCACCUGGGGACGCGUCCUCUAGGGAAUCAGGCUACCCCGGUGAUAUC